Ramularia collo-cygni is the source of this 921-nucleotide messenger RNA. RefSeq lists its product as uncharacterized. The transcript has 3 exons. Gene Ontology annotation, molecular function: S-adenosylmethionine-dependent methyltransferase activity. Bases 1 to 921 code for a protein of 306 amino acids. NCBI's taxonomy places the organism in Eukaryota, Fungi, Ascomycota, Dothideomycetes, Mycosphaerellales, Mycosphaerellaceae. The record is from RefSeq and is a predicted model, not a curated record.
AUGGCUACCUCCGGCCUCGAUUCCCGUGCCCAAACAGGCUUCACCAAAAGUGCCGCGUAUGAUUCUCACCGCCCAACGUACUCUGCGAGUAUUGUGGACUUCCUCCUCGAGCAAUUGCGUGUCGCUGGCAAAGAACAUGCCACCAUCGUGGAUGUCGCCGCCGGCACGGGAAAGUUCACUGAAGCGCUCGCCGCAAGGGAUGAGAAGUUCCGCAUUAUUGCUGUAGAGCCGCACGCYGACAUGAGGGAUGUCCUGGCGAAGAAGCAGUUGGAUGGUGUUACUGUUGUUGACGGACUAGCGGGUUCCAUGCCAACUAUUGACGAUGAGAGCGUAGAUGCUGUCACUGUUGCACAGGGCUUCCACUGGUUCGCGAAUCUCGAUUCUUUCAGAGAGAUUCAUCGUGUGCUCAAACCACAUGGUGUGCUAGGUCUAGUGUGGAACAUUGAAGACUACAAUGCCCCUCGUGAUCACAAAGCUUCCACACCAUGGGAAGCUGUAGCACAAGAUCUCACCUUCAGCGUUGCCGAAGAGUCGGGCGAUGUAGCUCCUCGCUUCCGCCACGGACAGUGGCGGAAAGUCUUUGACGAGCAGAUCAAGAAGACUCCAAUGUCGAUUCUCAUAGCCAGCGACGAUCAGAUGUUCUCGCUUCCCAUUGGUGAGCAUACCGAGCCUUUCGAGAUUGCGUUGUCGAAGGAGAAGGCGUGGGACAGGUAUUGUACGCUCGGGCAUAUUGCUGCGCUUGAGGGAGAAAGACUAGAGCGCACCAAGAAGACGUUCAUGGAUGCCAUCAGCGGCCCGGACGUGGAAAAGAAUGCAGACGGCCAUGUCAUCGUUCACGGCAAGACACAUGCUUUUUGGUCGAGUAAGAUUCCCGCAGAGGGUCGACGUGGUCUUACCAAGGUUGAGCAUGCCGAGGAGUGA